AUUCCAAAAUCUGCUAGUAAUCAUCUUUUGAUAACAAAAUGCAUAAGAUAACAUUUCUCUGUGCUUUAACACUACCAUUAUCAUGGUCAAAACCCAACACUUCAUCCCUCCAAGUCAUCCAGGAGAUAAACUCGGAACAAAUAUCCUGGAAAGCUGAGACUAACUGCCUUGACAUCAAAUCCCGACUCGGUUUUCUGGGACUUCACCCAGAUCCCAACUACAAGAUUCAAACCAAACAACACAAAAUCAGCAGAAUUAUUUCAAUUCCUGAAAGUUUCGAUGCUCGUGAAAAAUGGCCCGAGUGUAAGGAUGUCAUAGGGAAGAUUCGGAAUCAGGGAAAUUGCGGCUCGUGUUGGGCGUUUGCUUCGACCGAGGUCAUGACCGACCGGUUAUGUAUCUCAAGUAAAGGUAAAAUAAAAUUUGUGUUUUCUCCUGAAAAUCUGCUCACUUGUUGUAAAGAUUGUGGUUGUGGGUGUAAAGGGGGUUAUAUAAAAAAUGCAUGGGAUUAUUACAUCAAUGAAGGGAUUGCAUCUGGUGGUGAUUACAACUCAAGUGAGGGUUGCCAACCAUACUCCGAAUCAUCUUUCCAAUACGCAGAAGCGUCCGAAUGUGUCAAAGCAUGUCAAAAUGACAAAUAUGACGUGAAUUACGACGAUGAUAAGCAUUACGGUGACAGUUUUUACACACUUGAGACAAAUGUCGCUCAAAUUCAGAUGGAGAUUUUGACAAAUGGGCCAGUUAUGGCUUACUAUAACGUUUUUGAAGAUUUUGCUUGCCACAAAAGCGGCGUUUAUUAUUACAAAAGCGGCAAAUUCGUAGGAAGACAUAGUGUUAAAGUUAUAGGGUGGGGAACAGAAGAAGGGAUUCCCUAUUGGCUGAUUGCUAAUUCGUGGGGGUCGGAGUGGGGGGAGCUAGGGGGAUUUUUUAAAAUGCGGAGAGGGACCAAUGAAUGUUGGAUUGAACAGGAGAUGACCGCGGGGAAGGUCCACAUUGAAGGUAACGAGAGGACUGAGGAAAUGACAACCAAUGCGACAAGUAAAGCUCCCAGUUCAGGGUUCAGGACAAAAGGGCCAGAGUUUAGGGGUGUCCUAAUAGCGACUAUUUUACUUUGUCAGAUUUCAAUAAAAUGUUGCUUGUUUUGAUGUUUUGUGUCAAGUCAAACAGUUCAAUGAAAUUAAGUACUAAUUAAAAUAUCCAGGAUAUUUUUACGUGUUUCAUGUUGCACUUUUAUCACUAUAAUAUUGAAUAAUAAAAAAACAGGUAAUACAAACAUUUUAAUUGCAAUCAAAUUUUAAUCGCGAUUAACUUAACAUUAAUCAAUGCAUUUUAAAUAGCAACUAAUAGCACCGGUUUACAAAAGCGUCAUUAAUUUAACUCGUAAUUAAAUGCGUGAUUAACUGAUCAAGUGACUGAAAGUCAGGUUCAAAGCGAAUAAAAAUUUAAUUUUGGAUAAAACUCAAUUAAGUUACCAUUUAGUUUGCAUUGACUACGCGGAAUUAAUCCCGAAUAAAAAUUUAAUUGCAAUUAAACGCGUUCUAAAAACGGCACUAGAUAUUUAAAAUAAACAGAUGUUAAAAAUGAA
Molecule: messenger RNA, 1582 nt
Organism: Tribolium castaneum (red flour beetle)
Lineage: Eukaryota; Metazoa; Arthropoda; Insecta; Coleoptera; Tenebrionidae
Product: cathepsin B-like cysteine proteinase 4
Exons: 4
Coding region: 39-1142 (367 amino acids)
Cellular component (GO): lysosome
Molecular function (GO): cysteine-type endopeptidase activity
Source: RefSeq, a predicted model, not a curated record